UCUUUUUUGUGUCCCUCUUUAGAAAUAAUAAGAAAGAAAAUCUUUUGUGAAAGGAAAGAGGCCAUUUGAAGAAGAAGAAAAAAAUAGAGAAAGAAGAAAAUAAAAGUAAGAUGGAUGGUCGUGGUGAUAUGGGUCUGUUUGGGGAACAUUUUGAUCCUUGUUUGGCAGGGAGGAUCAAGGAGGAUGGUUAUGAGAGCAGGUCUGGUAGUGAUAACAUUGAAGGAGCAUCUGGUGAAGAUCAGGAUGUUGGAGACGAUCAAAGGCCUAGGAAGUACAACAGACACACUGCUAAUCAAAUACAAGAGCUUGAAUAUUUCUUCAAGGAGUGUCCUCAUCCUGAUGAGAAACAAAGAUCAGAGCUUAGCAGGAGGCUUGGCUUGGAAAGCAAGCAAAUCAAGUUUUGGUUUCAAAAUAGGAGAACUCAAAUGAAGACCCAAUUGGAACGGCAUGAGAAUGUAAUCCUCAGGCAAGAUAAUGAUAAACUCCGACUUGAGAAUGAGUUGUUGAAACAAAACAUGAGUGAUCCAAUUUGCAACAAUUGUGGUGGUCCUGUGGUGCCUGGUCCAGUGUCUGAUGAGCAACAGCAGUUAAGGAUCGAAAAUGCUCGAUUGACGGAUGAAUUAGGUCGUGUUUGUGCCUUAGCCAAUAAGUUUUUAGGCAGACCCCUCACAUCCUCAGCCAAUCCUAUCCCUCCGUUUAGCUCAAACUCCAAGUUGGACCUUGCAGUUGGGAUAAAUGGAUAUGGCAAUUUAGGCCAUACAGACAACAUGUUGCCAAUGGGGCUUGAUAAUAAUAGAGGGAUUAUGAUGCCUCUGAUGAAACCAAUAGGCAAUGCUGUUGGCAAGGAAGUACCACAUGAUAGAUCAAUAUUUGUAGAUCUUGCACUUGCUGCUAUGGAUGAAUUGAUAAAAAUGGCUCAGAUUGAAAGUCCCAUUUGGAUCAAAAGCUUAGAUGGAGGAAAGGAAGUCCUGAACCAUGAGGAGUAUAUGAGGACUUUUCCUCGCAUUGACAUGAAACCCAGCAAUUUUGUUACUGAGGCUACACGGGAGAGUGGUGUAGUCCUCGUCAACAUCUCGGCUCUAGUUGAGACAUUGAUGGACGUGAAUGGAUGGGUGGAGAUGUUUCCCAGCUUGAUUGCUAGAGCUGCCACCACUGAUAUCAUAUCAAGUGGCAUGGGUGGAACAAAAAGUGGAGCUUUGCAAAUGAUACACGCCGAGUUUCAAUUGAUUUCGCCUUUUGUCCCUGUGCGUCAAGUGAAGUUCCUUCGGUUAUGCAAGCAACUCACGGAGGGUGUGUGGGCUGUAGUUGAUGUUUCCAUUGAUGCAAACCAGGAAAAUCUAAAUGCACAAGCCCCUGUAACCUGCAAGAGGCUUCCUUCUGGCUGCAUUAUACAAGAUAUGAACAAUGGUUGCUCUAAGGUUACAUGGGUGGAACAUUCCGAAUAUGAUGAGAGUGCAGUCCAUCAACUCUACCGACCCAUACUUAGUUCUGGCAGGGGCUUUGGUGCACAGAGGUGGCUUGCUGCCCUUCAACGAUAUUACGAGGGCAUGGCAAUGAUUAUGUCUCCUAGCAUUUUGGGUGUAGAUCAGACAGUGAUAAAUCUGGGAGGUAAGAAAAGCAUGUUAAAGUUAGCACGACGAAUGGUGGAUAACUUCUGUUCUGGGGUUUGUGCUUCUUCUUUGCACAAUUGGGGCAACCUUGUGGCUGGAAAUGUGAGUGAAGAUGUGAGGAUUUUGACCCGAAAGUGUAUUAAUGAACCUGGUGAGCCAGAUGGUAUUGUGUUGAGUGCUGCGACUUCUGUUUGGCUGCCAGUUUCACGACAAAGGUUAUUUGACUUCUUGAGGGAUGAACAAUCAAGGAGCCAUUGGGACAUUUUAUCCAAUGGUGGAAUGUUGCAGGAGAUUAUCCAAAUCCCCAAGGGACAGGGACAAUGCAACUGUGUCUCUCUCCUGCGUUCAACUGCUGUUGAUGCUGAUGCGGGUGAGAACAACAUGUUAAUAUUACAAGAAACCUGGAAUGAUGUCUCAGGUUCGCAAGUAGUGUAUGCACCAGUCGACAUACAAUCGAUGAGUGUAGUGACGUCUGGUGGAGACUCUACCUAUGUGGCUCUCCUGCCAUCAGGGUUUGUGAUUCUUCCAGAUAAUUCAUUUAGUAAUGGUGAGCCCAGCAACAGCGAUGGGAAUCCAGUCAAAAGAGAUAGCGAUAGCAACAAUGGAGGUGGAUCGUUUUUCACUGUCGGAUUCCAAAUUUUGGCGAGCAACCUUCCUUCAGCCAAACUUACAGUCGAGUCAAUCGAGACGAUUCAUAAUCUCAUCUCCUGCACAAUGCAGAGGAUCAGAACAGCCUUCAACUAAUGGUGGCUUCUUAACUUAGUACAUCUCCUUUUCCUUUUCUUUUCGGACAUACAAGUACAUACAAGGAUACAAAGUAUUAGGAAGGCAAAACAGAUAGAAUGGACAUGAAAUAGAGGGAGCUUGAAGUGGCAACUCUGCACAAGUAGGGUUUCGAGUCAAGAACAAACAGCAUGGAGGUGAUGUGUGUAGGAUGACUCAGGAUGUUACUGUCCAUGCUGAGCUAGUUCUAACUUGGCGACAUACCAUGGUCUUGUGGUUCGGGUAUUGACUUAGUUAGCCUUAAUUAGCAAAUGUUUUUGUUUUGUCCUCUCGUAUACAGAAAAACAAUAUAGACAUUGGAGACUGCUAGUUCUUUAACCUUUUGUGUUAUGAAAACAAUUCAAGCUCUUAGGCAA
Messenger RNA from Populus nigra (black poplar), 2749 nucleotides. Its product is annotated as homeobox-leucine zipper protein ANTHOCYANINLESS 2-like. Gene Ontology annotation, biological process: regulation of DNA-templated transcription. The transcript has 9 exons. NCBI's taxonomy places the organism in Eukaryota, Viridiplantae, Streptophyta, Magnoliopsida, Malpighiales, Salicaceae. Gene Ontology annotation, molecular function: lipid binding; DNA binding; DNA-binding transcription factor activity, RNA polymerase II-specific. The record is from RefSeq and is a predicted model, not a curated record. The coding region runs from base 111 to 2354 and encodes 747 amino acids.